Messenger RNA from Lactuca sativa (garden lettuce), 897 nucleotides. RefSeq lists its product as uncharacterized. NCBI's taxonomy places the organism in Eukaryota, Viridiplantae, Streptophyta, Magnoliopsida, Asterales, Asteraceae. The record is from RefSeq and is a predicted model, not a curated record.
AUGAGCAAUACGGCUAGGAGUUGGAUGUAUGAUAGACUAGAUGCCGAUGAAUAUAUUUCACCUAUUUUCACAAAUGGAUUGAAGACAUUCAUUGAAUUUGCUUGUAGUAAUCAAAGUUUUAUGGAUGGAGAUAAAAUUAAAUGCCCUUGCAAAAAAUGUCUAAACAGAGCAUUUCAAGAAGUUGAAGUUGCAAAGUUUCACUUGUCUAAGUUUGGUUUUAUUCCGAACUACUAUUUAUGGAAUAAACAUGGAGAAACAUCAAUAGGUAGUACUUCGUUUGGGAUGGAUGAUACACACUCUCCUUUUAAUGAACACCAUGAUCCCUCUUACAGUGAAAUGGUUAUGGAUGUUGCCGGUUAUGACUUUAUAGGAAGAACUUUUGAUGAGGAUCCAAAUCCAGAAGAUAAGAAGUUCUUUGAUAUGCUAGAGGCUGCUGAUAGAGAAUUAUGGUCAGGUUGUAAAAAAGCAACUCAAUUGUCUGUUGCCGCUAGACUAUUGAAUAUCAAAUCAGAAUAUCGCAUCCAUGAGCAAUGUUUUAAUGCAAUAUGUCAAUCGAUGAAGGAUGGGUUACCAGAAGAUAAUAACAUGGUUGAUAGUUUGUAUGAGACAAAGAAGUUAAUACAAGCACUUGGUCUACCUGUGGAACAUAUUGAUUGUUGUAGGUCUGGAUGCAUGUUAUAUUGGAGGGAUAACAAAGAUCUUGAUCAAUGCAAAUUUUGUGAAGCGCAGAGGUAUAAAUCUUCAACAAAUUCUUCUAAGUGUUCACGUGUAGCUUACACCCGAAUGCAUUACCUGCCUUUAACUCCAAGGUUGAAAAGAUUAUAUGCUUCUCAAGCAAUAGUCGCUUCCAUGCGAUGGCAUGCUGAGGAUCAUGGUCAUGAUGUUGGAGUUAUGUGA